This is a messenger RNA of Sardina pilchardus (European sardine), 2929 nucleotides long. Its product is annotated as titin-like. The record is from RefSeq and is a predicted model, not a curated record. NCBI's taxonomy places the organism in Eukaryota, Metazoa, Chordata, Actinopteri, Clupeiformes, Clupeidae. The transcript has 3 exons. Gene Ontology annotation, biological process: sarcomere organization; cardiac muscle tissue development. The coding region runs from base 1127 to 2158 and encodes 343 amino acids. Gene Ontology annotation, cellular component: M band. Gene Ontology annotation, molecular function: structural constituent of muscle.
CAUAUUAUAUUUAUUGGGACUCUUUUUUACUAAAGAUACUCGUUAUACUAAAGUUACUGAGCCUGUAGACUUCUGGGCAAAAAUCCACUAGUGACAGACAUCCUUGUGACACAAUUCCAGCUCGAAGAGAACUGAAGAGAAGAAGCAGUUGCUUGAAAAGGAAUUUGAACUAGACUUCUCACCCUCCCAAACCAACUGGCAGUCCAGUGCACUAUUUUCAUUGCAUUGUGCAUCACCAAGAGCUGAGAAAAUGGCUCAAGUGAAGAAUGAGGAUAAGAAAGAGUGUACCAACAUUACAAAGUUUCUGAGAAGAAGAAGGUCUUUGUCACCAACAUACAUUGAGCUGAUGCGUCCAGUGUCUGAAUUCAUAAGACCUCCUCGAGCUUGUCCCACAGAGGAGAUUGAGGGAGACGCUGUUGAGAGAAGAUCACCAACCCCCGAAAGGACAUGUUCUCAGUCUCCAUGCCCUGUUUCCACUGAGUCACCCAGGUCAGCCUCCUGGUUUGAGAGAUCUGCCAGAUUUGACAGUGGAUCAAAAUAUGAAGCAAGGAGAGCAACUCUUAAAUCUGAGGUAAAAUACCAGGUUGUUACACAGGCACCAUUCAGCCUCGAUCAUGCUCCACGUAUUACUGUGAGAAUGCGUUCUCAUCGUGUGCCAUGUGGUCAGGACACAAAGUUCAUGUUGAAUGUCCAAGCCAAGCCAGACGCAGAAAUCAAAUGGUAUCAUAAUGGACAGGAAAUUCAGGAGAGCAGCAAGUACCACUUCACAAAUUUGAGUGGAGUUCUGUCUCUAAAGGUUUGCCAGUGCAUUGAGGAGGACAGUGGAACAUACCGUGUUGUCUGUGCAAAUUCAAAGGGAGAGACGUCUGACUAUGCUACUCUUGAUGUUUCGAGCGGAGAAUUUUCCACAUAUUCCUCUCGCCGUAAAGAUGAAGAGGCUCCUGCAACAUUUCUCCCAGGGGUCACAAAAACUGACUAUUACCAUAUAUCAUCAGUUAGAGCUGCUUCCUCUUCCUCAAAAAAUCACCUUGAGAUCAAAGAAACCUCAACGAUCUUUGUAGAAUGAUGUGAGGUAUCAGCUUUAGAGUAUGCUGCAGCAGAAAGUUUACCUAUUAGAUAUGCUUCAAUGGAAUACCUGUCUUCAGCAUCUUACUCUUCACAUGAAAAAUGUGUUGCUACAAAGACAAGGACGAAAGAAGUUGAAGAAGUCAAGGAGAUUAAUGCCAUUUUAUCUGCAAAAAUAAUCACAAAGCCUCAGUCAACUACAGUUUCUUUUGGAAGAUUCAGAUGUGAUAUUGAUGGUGUAUCGGCACCAAGAGUGACAUGGUUGCAUGAAGGAACCACCAUUGUAUCCUCUCACUGUUACCAGGUACCUUGUACACAGUACAAGCCUACAUUUGAAAUCAUCUCGGUUGAGAUUUCCGAUGAGGGCAAUUACUCAGUGAUAAUAAAAAACUCAGAGGGCACUCAAGAGGCAAAAUUUACCUUGACCAUCCAUAAACCACCACCUAAAGAGGAAAUUCCUGUUCCACUUCCAAGUGUGAAGUCUCCUGGGCCUGAAGUAAAAUCCCCAGAACCGGCUCAGGUUACCUCACCAGAGCCCCGAGUCAAAUCACAUAAGAGUGUUAAGUCACCAGAAUCAGUUUCUUCACCACCAACCCCAAUCAAGUCUCCAGAGCCAGUGCCCCCACCCCAUUUGGUGUUUAAAUCUCCAGAGCCCAUUACAUCACCAUCAAGGGUGAAAUUUCCAAUGACCAUCAAAUCUCCAGAAUCAAUUACCUCACCGAUGACUGAGUGUAUCAUGUCACCUAAACGAGUAAAGUUCCCAACACCAGUUAAAUCUGCCCCACCAAAGAUUGUUCAGCAGCUUCAAGCAGAGGCUUUUGAGGGCAAAGUGAAAAUGUACUGUAUUGCUGAAAGCAUGGUGAAGGAAGCUGUGUGGUACAACGGCAGCAAGAAAAUUAUACAAAGCAGUCACUAUCAAAUUCAAACCUCUGCUGAUGGAUCUCUGAGAGUGGCCAAGGUGAAUACACUUGCAAGAUUACUAAAGAAAGAGGAAUGUCCAAAACAUCAUUCUCCUUCACUGGCCAAGUGUUCCAGAGCAUACUCCAAAGUGACAGCUUUUGUAGCAACGCACUUGGCAAUUCAAGUUAUAUAAUCCCUCAGGAUAUCAGCAGUGAAACAGCAAAAGUCCGUUGCCUGUGCUUUCUCUGGGGAGCCCAUCCCUCACAUUGAGUGGUCCCGCUCAGGAAAGAAACUGCCUGGUGAGGAAAGUAGCAGAUUCCACAUUGAGACCACAGAGGACCUCACCACACUCAUCAUCACUGGUGUCAAAGGGAGUGAUGCUGGCGCAUAUACCCUCAAGCUCUGAUCAGAGUAAAAGCAAUAUUAUUAUUUUGGUAGUUUCACAUUCAGGGUAAACUGUUUGUUUAAUGUGACCUACAAAUCAAACCAUUUUGAAAUAUGUUUUAAUGCAACUUGUCAUUGACAAUUCUUGUAUAAUUCCAGUGUGAAAUAUGUGUUAAAGUGGACUGGACAUUUGAAAGAAAUGUAGUUUUUCACCAUCAGUAUAUAAGGUUAAAUAUUUGCAUAUUUUUGCAUAUUAUAUCUGUAUUUGUUUAUUACUGUUCUUUGGGUUAACAUUAUUUAAGUAAUAAGAAACUUAAGUUUCACAACUGUCAGCUAUUAUGAUGUUAAAAUUUUAUGAGGACAUUUACUUUGUAGGCUGUUGGUUUGAUGCAUAUCUGAAGUAUUUCCUAAAGUAUUGCUAAAUAAGUGCUAUAUUUCUGAACUUAUGUUUGAUUGAAAUGUGGACCAUAUCUUUAAAUACCCGCAUUUCCAUUCAAAUUAUGAUUAUUUUCUGGUGAUUCUGAAACUAGUCUUUUCUGGUCCCCCCUGCCAUCUCAUUAAAUUAGAUUAACAAAAUAUC